GGGGUUCAGCUUCAUCCCAAAUUAGUUAUUAUAUGCUGCUUUAGAUUGCAGUUUCUUUGAAGCGUCGCUGUUUGAUCUCCUUUCCCUUUCCUCGUCUUCUAGUCUAUUCAACAAACAUUGCCCUUUUAUUGAUUCGCAGGUUAUUUUUUUGCAAAGGACUUCAUGAGUCCUCAAACAAGAUGUCUUCCGACAUAGACUCAGCAAGCAGUGUGCAUACUGAAGACCCUUCAGGACUCCCAUUCGAUCCGCCAGGCAGCGUUCGGAUGACAGCUGAACUACAUUACAGGCAUUACGACGACCGCAGACCCAUCGUGAACCAGUAUCUGCGCGGCCACCGAGUCGGAAAAGGACAGCAUGGAGAAGUAUGGGUGUGUUGGGACUUGUCUGAUAACCGUCGUGAGCUGGCCAUAAAGGCCGUCAAACGCAAUAAUCCUCGCGCCGAGAAGAUGAACAUGCUCCGCAGGCGAAACAUCCCUGCGUCGUCUCAUACACCACUUACAGAAAAACUCGGAAGCCUUGAGCAUAAAAUACGGAAAGAGAUCGCGAUAAUGAAAAAAUGCCGUCAUGGCCAUGUCGUUCGCCUGUUGGAGGUUAUCGAUGACAAGCUGAAUGAUAGGAUAUACAUGGUCAUGGAAUAUCUAAGCGGCGGAGAGAUCAAGUGGCGCAACGAACAGAGUGAGCCUGUGCUACAGGUAGACCAAUGUCGACGAAUAUGUCGCGAUGUUAUUCUCGGCCUCGAAUAUCUCCAUUACCAGGGAAUUAUUCACCGUGACAUAAAGCCCGCUAACCUUCUCUGGACCGCGGAUCGCCAAAUGGUCAAGAUCAGUGACUUUGGAGUCUCGCAUUUCUCAUACGCGCAGCGCCUCGCCGCUGCGGGGCGUGGAAAGGUUGCCCUUGAUGAUGCCAACGAUCCGAUUUUGUUGGAUGAUUCGGACCUUUCCAAGCGCGCCGGAACCCCUCCGUUUCUUGCUCCUGAAGUCAUUGCUGAGUACAACAGCACUGAUCCUUCGCCAUCUAUAUCUGCUUCUGCCACGCUGCUCUCCUUGAGGUCCGCCACACAUAUAGGUUCUUCUUCCACCGUCCGUCCUACCACGUCCCAGCGGCUGCAGAUUACGAAGGCCAUUGACGUAUGGGCACUGGGUGUCACGCUGUACUGCCUUCUUUUUGGCAAAAUCCCGUUCAGAGCCGAAGAUUCGAGUGAAUACGUGCUCUAUAAUAUCAUAUGCAAACACGAUUGGGAGCCAGAAGACACUAUGGGUUGCGAUCGCAUUUCAACUGGCGGACGGAAACCCAAGGAUAAAAAGUCUGAGGGAUUUGUCGUCAUGAAUCUUCUCGACAAGCUGCUUGAAAAAGAUCCCAACAAGCGCAUGACUCUUGAUCAAGCAAAGGAUUGACAUGGUGCAUGUCACGGAGUCGGACACCCGCACUGCGAUGACUACUGUUCGAUUCAGCUGGGGCUGGCCAAAGCGCCUUACACGUCGCAUAUCCUCAUUAUUCAAGGGCGUCCGUUCCUCGCGUGCCGCAUCAUCACGUGACGAUGAAGACGACUUUGGUGUGUGCUCCUCACCGGCCAUUGCGUACGUAG
This is a messenger RNA of Suillus paluster, 1585 nucleotides long. Its product is annotated as kinase-like domain-containing protein. The transcript has 5 exons. Lineage: Eukaryota; Fungi; Basidiomycota; Agaricomycetes; Boletales; Suillaceae. The coding region runs from base 180 to 1394 and encodes 404 amino acids. Gene Ontology annotation, molecular function: protein kinase activity; ATP binding. The record is from RefSeq and is a predicted model, not a curated record. Gene Ontology annotation, biological process: protein phosphorylation.